CACCAAAGAGGACAAGAAGAAGGGACAAGCACAAGGAGAAGGACAAGGACAAGGGGGGGAAGGAGAAGAAGAAGACUGAGGGAGGGAAGGAGAAGGGGAAGGCCAAGAAGGGCAUGCUGAAGGACUCGGGGACAUGUUCAGGUUCGGGAAGCACCGCAAGGACGAGCGUCCCGGAGAAAAGAUGGAUCGAAAAGGCUCCAACAAGUGGAGGACGGAGGAGACGCAGGUCUCCGACGAGGAGACGAUGAAGAUGAGGAUGGAGCAGGAGAGGAUCCAGGCCAAGACCCGCGAGCUGAGGGAGCGUCAGGCCCGGGAGCGCGACUACGCCGAGAUCCUGGACCUGCGCCCCCCGGGGAGGGGCUUCGAGGAGGAGCACCCGUACGCCGGGGUCACCCCCCUCAACAGCUCCGUGGACAGCGGGCACAGCCGGCCCCAGAGCCCCCGGGACGACUACCCCCCCCACCAGCAACCCCACCUGCACCACCAGCACCAGCACUCGGACUCCCCCUACACACAGGGCGGCAAGGCCCGCGGCGAGCGGCCCCCGUCGGCAGACAGGUAG
Molecule: messenger RNA, 562 nt
Organism: Pungitius pungitius (ninespine stickleback)
Lineage: Eukaryota; Metazoa; Chordata; Actinopteri; Perciformes; Gasterosteidae
Product: partitioning defective 3 homolog
Exons: 3
Coding region: 134-562 (142 amino acids)
Biological process (GO): microtubule cytoskeleton organization; establishment of centrosome localization; establishment of cell polarity
Cellular component (GO): apical plasma membrane; adherens junction; apical junction complex
Molecular function (GO): phosphatidylinositol binding
Source: RefSeq, a predicted model, not a curated record